UGAGCCACGGAGAGUGGGUGGUACCCCGUGUAGCAGAACUUGGCCCGGACACGUGGUCUGAGGGUGACCAAUCAGGAGGCCCCCCAGGUUUAACUAUGUUAAAUGUCAGAUUGCAAUAAACUAGAAGCUGUUGGUCGGGCCCGCGGAAAUGGGCGAGCAUAAUCUCCUUAAUCCGGGGUUUGUGGGACCUUUGGUAAACAUCCACACUGGAGACACCUUUUAUUUUCCCAAUUUUCGAGCCUCGGGGGGACAACUGGCGGGGCUGCCGUCUCUCUCCUACCCGAGGAGGGACAACGUUUGCUCCCUCCCGUGGAAUCCUUCGGAGCCGUGCAAUGGAUACUCCCAGUCCUACUUCAGCAGCCCGGUGUCCAUUAACCCCUCCUUCAACCGCUCGUGUGAGAUCAGCAGAGCCGAGGAGGCCAAGUGUUACUACGGCAACGGAGCCAGGGAGGCGUGCAGCGGCGGCGGCGGCGGCGGCAGCGGCGGCGGCGGCUCAGGUGGCCUGAAGCGGGAGGACAGCCGGGCGAGGGACACAUCCUCCUCAUCCCUCGCAUCCGAUCACGGGAUGCACGCCGGGAUCGGCCCCGCAGCCGCCACAGCCGCGGCCGCCUUCUCCAAAUACGAGUACGGCAGCGAGCAGUUGACGCAGGACCCUCCGUCUUGUCAAUCCAUGGAGUCCGACUCCAGCUCGUCAUUGCUGAAUGAGAACAGCAAGCCUCCAUCCAGCGACACGCAGAGCUUGGUGUCCCCGGGAAGCCAUGCGAACAACAUAGCCGCAGGCGGAGGUGCCCCGUGGUACCCGAUGCACACCCGGACCAGGAAGAAGCGCAAGCCCUAUUCCAAACUUCAGCUGGCCGAGCUGGAGGGCGAAUUCAUGCUGAACGAGUUCAUCACCAGGCAGCGGCGGAGGGAGCUCUCGGACCGGCUCAACCUCAGCGACCAGCAGGUCAAAAUCUGGUUCCAGAACCGCAGGAUGAAGAAGAAGAGACUCAUGCUGAGGGAGCAAGCUCUGGCCUACUUUUAGUGGUGAUGCGGCUGCGGGAAGGCACCCCGCGCACAAGAAAGAAGAGGUGUCCCUAUUCCAAGUUCCAGAUCCGUGAGCUGGAGCGAGAGUUUUUCUUUAACGUUUACAUCAACAAGGAGAAACGUCUGCAGCUCUCCCGCAUGU
Nerophis ophidion (straightnose pipefish) is the source of this 1168-nucleotide messenger RNA. RefSeq names its product homeobox C12a (gene hoxc12a). The coding region runs from base 149 to 1024 and encodes 291 amino acids. The transcript has 3 exons. Gene Ontology annotation, biological process: regulation of DNA-templated transcription. Lineage: Eukaryota; Metazoa; Chordata; Actinopteri; Syngnathiformes; Syngnathidae. The record is from RefSeq and is a predicted model, not a curated record. Gene Ontology annotation, molecular function: sequence-specific double-stranded DNA binding; DNA-binding transcription factor activity, RNA polymerase II-specific.